AUGGAAGAUUGGCCCGAUAUCCAGGCAAGAUACUGUGCUUAGAAAACGAUGAGAAAGGUUCGUCCACGAUCAUCCUACCGUUGUUGGUUGAUGCUAUUGCAAAAUGGAAAACUUGCCGACGGCAUCGUCAAAUGGACUUUCAACAAGUUCGUCAUUGUUGGUUUGCUGUUCCUUCUGAUGCUUCACACUACCGAAGCUCUUCACAAUCCACGCAUUAUAGAGCAUCCAAUAGACACCACCGUGCCACGCCAUGAACCGGCCACACUCAACUGCAAAGCGGAAGGGAUACCCCAACCAACAAUCCAGUGGUACAAGGAUGGCGCACCGUUGAAGAUACUCCAGGGAUCGCACCGAAUAGCGCUGCCUGCCGGUGGUUUGUUUUUUCUGAAGGUUGUAAACUCCCGGAGAGAGAGUGAUGCUGGUGUGUAUUGGUGCGAGGCAAGGAACGAGAACGGAAUUGCCAGGAGUAGGAACGCCACCUUACAAGUAGCAGUACUAAGAGAAGAAUUUAGGCUCGAACCACAGCAUACACGAGUAGCACAGGGCGAAACGGUGUUACUCGAAUGUGGUCCACCAAAGGGUAUUCCUGAGCCAACGCUGUCAUGGCGAAAAAAUGGCCAAAAGCUGGAAGUGGAAUCCUCGAAACGAAUACGCAUUGUAGAUGGCGGUAAUUUAGCUAUUCAAGACGUACGACAAACCGACGAGGGACAGUAUCAAUGUAUCGCAAAAAACUUAGUAGGCGUAAGGGAGUCUGCAACCGCAUUCCUCAAAGUACAUGUUAAACCGUUUCUGAUACGCGGCCCACACGAUCAAACAGUCGUCGAAGGUGCAUCUGUUACUUUUCAAUGCCGCGUUGGAGGUGAUCCGAUGCCGGACGUUCUCUGGCGACGAUCUGCCUCGGGAGGCAAUAUGCCGUUAGAUCGGGUUCACAUUCUCGAAGAUAGAAGCCUUCGGUUAGAAAAUGUGAUACUAGACGAUGAGGGAGAGUACAGCUGUGAGGCGGACAAUGCUGUAGGGGCCAUCUCAGCAACUGGCACAUUGACCGUCCAUGCACCACCUCAUCUUUCGAUAAGACCCGUACCGCAGGUUGUUGAAGCACCGCACGACGUUUCGUUCGAAUGCAAAUCCGAAGGUCGUCCGAAACCAACGACGUUCUGGUCGAUCGAAGGUAACAGAACGCUAAUCUUUCCCGGCACGUCGUGUGAUCGGUUCGAAACGACGUACACGCAAGAAAGUCUCACCGUUUUAACGAUCGCACAAACUACCAAAUCCGACAAUGGUCUCGUGGUCGUUUGCAACGCUGUAAAUAGUGUAGGUUCGAUCAGUGUCCGAGCACGGCUAAUGGUAGCCUCGCAGGACGACCGACCGCCCCCAAUUAUUAUUCUUGGUCCAACAAACCAAACUUUACCAGCGAAAUCUACCGUAUCGAUGGUUUGCAAUGCCGUAGGUAAUCCCAAUCCUUUCAUCUCUUGGUAUUUGGAUGGAAAUCCUGUCGUACCGUCAGAACGAAUAAAUGUCACGGAAAAUGGAACGCUUUUGCUGCGAGAGCUGGAAAAAAGUACCGACCAGGGUCUGUACACCUGUGUUGCGAGCAGUCGCAGUGGAAAAUCUACGUGGAGUGCUUAUUUACGCGUAGAAUCACCCACAAAUCCAAAUGUAAAUUUUUACCGCGCACCUGAACCAUCUGAAUUUCCCAGCGCGCCAGGAAAGCCACAAAUUGUUAACAUCAACAACAGCUCCAUCACGAUAUCUUGGUUGCCGAGCAUUAAAUCCGGUGCUUCCGACAUCAACGGUUACCUGAUUGAAGUAUUUUCGAGCGAUAUGGCCAAGGGAUGGACAACGAUACCGUACAAGAUCUCAUCGACGAGCUACAAUUAUUCGCCAGUUUCUCCAAACGUCAGUUACAUUUUUAUCGUUCGUGCAGAAAACGACCAGGGUCUCGGUAUUCCAAGCCUGAUGUCGGAUCCCGUGACAAUAGGGAAAGAAUUCAAUCACGGAGAGGACAUCAAUCUAAGCGAAGCACAGGCCACCCUUUCAUCCGGUCAGGUGGUCAAUCUUCUUGAGGCUAAUGCUACCGAUGCGACAAGUGUACGGUUGGUGUGGGAGAUCGUUAACGGCCAGUAUGUGGAAGGGUUCUACAUCUAUUCGCGGAAAAUAAACUCCAAUGGAACGUACCGAACGUUGACUGUGCUGCACGGUGGAGGUGCUUCCGCGUGUACCAUAAAUGGCUUAGAGAAGUAUACCCAGUACGAGUUUUUCCUUGUGCCAUUCUUCAAAACGAUUCAAGGCCGUCCGUCGAAUUCUAGAUCCACCUGCACCCUGGAAGAUGUUCCGAUAGCGCCACCAAUAAAUCUAGAAGCAGUUCUCUUGAACACCUCUGCUGUGUACCUCAAGUGGGAUCCCCCAAGCAAUAACAGUAUAAAUGGACAAUUGAAACAUUAUCACAUCAUCAUCCGAGGCUAUGAUGUUCACAACAUAUCGAAAGUUCUCACAAACAUGACGGUCGAUGGAGAAGCACCGAAGUUACUGCUGGCAAAUUUAUCUGCGGGUGUCACUUAUUCGGUCAGCAUUGCUGCAUCGACUAAAGUCGGCAUCGGUCCGUAUAGUAUUCCUUCAAUACUAAGAUUAGAUCCACACACAAGACGACUGGAUCAUGGGUACACUAGAUAUCCAAUAAACCACGACUACUCUCACGAUAUACUGACGCAAACGUGGUUCAUUAUACUGCUUGGUUCCAUCAUUGCCAUUAUCGUCUUCCUGUUCGGUGCCAUCAUCAUUUUCCGCAGGAUACAAUUUAUGAAGCAUAGCUCGUUGAACAAUAUGCAUGGUAAUCACGCAAUCGGAACUGUUCGAAAGUUUCCUACACUACCAUUGAAUCCAAAUGGCGUGUGGAUCGAUCCGGGAGGUGGCGUAUGGCGACAAGCGACUGAUAUUACUAAGGAAGUCAUCACCGAUUAUGCUCAGGUUUCGGCAGCACCAACGCUACCACUACCAGACUAUGAACGACUGUCCCCGCUGAAUAUGCCUGACUACGCGGAAGUGGCCGGUUGUUCAUCAUUCAAAAACGAUCUGGGACAAUCGGACCCAUGCUAUGACAACUACGGUGCCUACGCUUCGACCACGCUGGUUGGCCGCUCGGUGCAACGGUUCGCCCAAAAUCAAUUCGAUGGCAAAAAUGUCUACUCAGCGCCUACUCUUGCUACAGCCGCCGCAGCAGCUCCCGGUGGAUGUCACUACAAUAAUUUCAUAAAUCAACAACAUCAGCAGCGCCACCAGCAGCAACUUCAAGCACAGUACGGUCUCCGCGGACCACCGCAGCAGAUCCAUGCUCAGAUACAGUCGCAACCGCACCAGCAACAAAUCGGAGUGCAUGAUAAACGGGAGCGAGACGCAAACGGACGGCCAAUCGCUGGUGGUGGUGGUGGUGGAGGCAGCGGUGGUAGCAUGAAAAGCCAGAAAAUGAACAUCAUCGAAAAUCGGAUGGCCGACAUGUUGAACAAUUUGAAUCAAUGCUCGUCGACGGGCCCUACGGCAAGCUACAGUACCGGUGGCAUGGGUGGCAUGGGAUCAUCAUUGUACGGUGGCUCAACGGUAAGUAAUCUCAAUAGUGGCAGCCACUGUAGCUUACUUCCGGCAGGCCAACCGAUGGCAGCCUCGUCAACGCUGACGAUGGAUGCGAUGAACGGUUUGUCUGGGAGUGGUCCAGGAGGUGGUUGCGAACCGGGCGGUAGCAGCAGUGUGCCGCAUACACCGCUUUUUGGCACGAUUAAACGAACGACCAAGUACAACAAAAUAGGCUACAAUAAGGAUAAUAAACUCAAUUUUGGCGAUAAUGGUCGAUCGGUUGAACAGCCGCUGUUCGUCAAGUCGAAGUACGACGGUACCUGGUCGUCCGUGCCGAGCUCAGUGACGACGUCGUCGGCAACCAGCAUCAACAUGAUUAAUAAUUCGCCAUAUCAACAGCAGCAGCAGCAGCAGCAGCAGCAGCAUCAUCAUCUACUUCCGCACAGCGGCCAUCUGCAUCAGCAACAGCAGCCUUUGACGACACCAGGUCCACCGCCUCCGCCGCCUCCACCUCCACAGCCCGCAGCAUCUCAACAAGCGCCUUCAGUAGUUCAUCACUUCCCUCUGGGUCCUCACCACCCAACGUCCGUUCCGUCGUUCUAUGUCGGAAAAGAAUCAUCCCGAUCGCCAUCUCGCGUUUCACCAACGAAGCACGGCAUGCAAACAAAUAAUUUAGAUAAUCAUCCAAUACAGGAGUGCAACAAUGGAGCCAACACAAUCACUAAUGGCCAGGAAGCGUCUACUGGUUUCACGGGCAACACGCAUCAUCCGUUGCAGCCAAAACCAAACUAUUUGAUGGGUAGUAUGAAAACGGACGAUGUAUAA
This is a messenger RNA of Anopheles maculipalpis, 4389 nucleotides long. Its product is annotated as protein sax-3. Gene Ontology annotation, cellular component: plasma membrane; axon. Gene Ontology annotation, biological process: cell-cell adhesion; axon guidance. The record is from RefSeq and is a predicted model, not a curated record. Gene Ontology annotation, molecular function: protein binding. The transcript has 12 exons. NCBI's taxonomy places the organism in Eukaryota, Metazoa, Arthropoda, Insecta, Diptera, Culicidae.